GCCAACUGUGUUCUUGGCAAAGAUAGUGUAACGUUGAAUGCUUGUGAUAAAGAGUUCAAAUCAUUCAAGAACUGUUUGGAGUUAGCUGCGAAAAAUUUGAAAACUCGUUUGUGAAACAAGUUUAAAAUUCAGUAGAAUAUGGAGGGAGGCACUAAGUUGGUUAAACAAAUUCUCAGUAUAGAUUAUAAAAUUCAAAUAAUUUUUGCUCUAGCUAUACGAAUUUUAUUGAUUGCUUAUAGUGUCUAUCACGAUUCUAUAUUUACUGUACCAUAUACUGAUAUUGAUUAUAAAGUGUUUACAGAUGCUUCACGUUAUGUACUCGAAGGUAAAUCGCCUUUUGAGAGACAUACAUACAGAUAUUCCCCUUUAUUAGCUAUUAUAUUAACUCCAAAUAUACUUGUUUCUUCUUUAUUUGGAAAAUUUCUGUUUUCUGUAAUCGAUUUGUUUGUAGGUUUAUUAAUUAGAAAAAUUAUUUUAUAUAAUAUUCAAGAAUAUUAUGAAUUCAUGCAAAAGAAUAAGUUCUACCUUAAAAUGCGUAGUAAGUAUAUUAAAAAUAUCUCAGAGAAUGACCAAAAUUUCUGCAAUAUCACUAUUGCAGCCAAUACCGGUAUGGUAGUUUGGCUUUACAAUCCUUUAACUAUUGCAAUAGCAACAAGAGGAAACUGUGACUCUAUUGCUGGAUUUUUAGUUCUAUCUUCGAUAUUAUGCAUUCAGUGUAAAAAGAUGUAUUUCUUGGCAGGUGUCAUGCAUGGUUUGGCUAUUCAUUUUCGAUUAUAUCCAAUUUUUUAUAGUUUAACUUUCUUCAUGUACUUGAGUGAUUAUUCAUUCUAUGUAGUGCCAAAAGAAGAAAAUGAAACUGAUGUCAAAAAGACAAUUUUCAAAAAAAAAUAUUUAUUCUAUCUAAUACCAAAUAGGAAUCAGAUGUCUUUGAUUGCAGGAUGCGUACUUUCUCUCUCUUUCUUUAUUACUAUUUUUUACUACUUAUAUGGAUAUGAAUUUCUUCAUGAAACCUAUUUGUAUCAUUUUAUUCGUAAAGAUACACGCCACAAUUUCUCUUUGUACUUUUACCUCCAAUACUUAACUGCUUAUAUAAAAAAUAUUCCUAUUUGGCAGAAAGUAUUGGUCAGUCUACCGCAGUUAGUAUUACUUGUAGUGCUAUCUGUAAAGUACGGCUUAGAUAGGGUUAGUAUGAACUUUGGGAUUUUAAUUCAAACGAUAGUUAUCGUUUCUUUCAAUACUGUUUUGACCUCCCAAUAUUUUGUUUGGAUCAUGGUAGUUUUGCCGAUUUGUCUCUGGCAAAUUAAAACUACCCUCCGAGCAGCGUUUUUUUGGAUAACCAUUUGGUUUUUGGCGCAGGGCGCAUGGUUACUUCCAGCGUAUCUGUUGGAAUUCAAGGGACAGAAUACUUUCAUUUUCAUUUGGCUACAGAGUGUGGCGUUUUUUUGUGCGAAUAUCGCUAUAUUAGGUAGGCUCAUAAUGCAUCAUAAGCCUUGCAAUCUUGAAAUAUUCGGGAAAAUGUCUUGAAUUAAUGUUUCAAUGGAAUUAGUUUGUACUGUGUAGAAUUCUCAGAAAUAAAGGUUUGUUUCAACUUA
Coccinella septempunctata (seven-spotted ladybird) is the source of this 1592-nucleotide messenger RNA. RefSeq names its product GPI mannosyltransferase 1 (gene PIG-M). Gene Ontology annotation, cellular component: membrane; glycosylphosphatidylinositol-mannosyltransferase I complex. Lineage: Eukaryota; Metazoa; Arthropoda; Insecta; Coleoptera; Coccinellidae. The record is from RefSeq and is a predicted model, not a curated record. Bases 139 to 1524 code for a protein of 461 amino acids. Gene Ontology annotation, biological process: GPI anchor biosynthetic process. Gene Ontology annotation, molecular function: alpha-1,4-mannosyltransferase activity; GPI mannosyltransferase activity. The transcript has a single exon.